AUGAGGGUCACUGCCGCGAUUAUAGGUGUUCUUCUCAAGAGUAAGGCAGCAGAGGUAUGGUUUUAAUUUGUUUCAAUGAACUUAUGCACCUAUCAAUGUAAACCCCGUUGGGGGGGGGGGGGAUGCGGGCAAGGGGUGGGGAUUUGACAAAUUUUAAAAUUUUUGGAUCAAAUUCCCCAGGGUGGGAAACAAAAGGUCAAUCAAAAAUGUCAAAAAAAGCCCCCACCCCAGGGGAAAAAAUCUAAACAAACAGUACUAUAAUACUGUAUAAAACGAAUUAAAAGAACAUUUCAAAAGUACGUCCUUACUAAACGUAAGCUCCGUUAAAUUACUCGCUGAAAUUAAGUAUUUUCUCUCUCCACUAGCAUCUCUAAUUUUGAACAACAAAAUCACUCUAGGAAGAUUGACCGGAUCAGUGACCCGUAAAGAAUCCUCUAACUUUCAUGGUGGAAUUCGAUUUCAAUCGAGCUUUACAAUCAGGUGGGAACUUGAAGAUAAAAACUUUCUCAAAAUAGACAUUAUGUGUUUAGAUGACAGUUUAAAGUAUCGGAUUAUGGCGAUUAAAACAAAUGAAAACUUCACACCUUUCUCCAACAGCACGACUUUCAGAAAGCCUCGAGGGACGGAUUUGGUAACCGCUUCUGAAUUGAUACCAGGCUUCUGUCGGUCAAAGUCAAAUGUCCCGAGCCCGGGGUUGCUUCGCACGAUCAAAAGCCCGACAGGGGGAUAGUCUCAGGCAUCAAAUCCCCGCCCCUUGCCCGCACUCCCCCCCCCCCCUUCACCACGGGAUUUACAUUGAUAGGUGCAUUACCUUUAUUAAAUGGGUCUAAAUGCGUUCUUGGCAAAAUGCAAAUGUUGCUUUGCCAGAUGUGAUUGCUUUGGCUGCUAAUUUCCUGUUUACCAUCGAUAAAAUUUACCACUUACCUACUGUUCAUUAUUUUAUUAUUCAUGUUUAAUAUGUUCUCGCAGAAAUUCUAAUUCUUCUUUAGUAAUGUUAUUAUUAAUAUUAUCAUCAUAGUAUUAUUAUUGUUAAAUUUUCGUUGUCCAAAAGCACAGCGAAAAAAAAUUGUUUCUUUUUCUUUCUAAUGCACAUUGAAAUGCUCACAUAAACCUUAUUGCCCUGUGACAUUCCUUUUUACCCAAUAGGCUAUCCUUUGCAGUUUCAACAAGCUGAAGUUUACAAACUCAAACUGCCACACUUUGAGAACUCUAGAUACAUUGGGUGAAAACUCUGACAGCUAUUUAAAACAGACGAGAGAGAGGAUUACAAAGGAAAAUGAAGAUCUGCACCUGCUUAAAGAAGAGAUCAAGAGUUUAAGUAAUGUGCAUUCUUCUCAUCUUUCUUCUGGAUCAACAUGUAACUGCAGUGAAGAAUUGUCUGUACUGAGGAAACAAGCAUUUGAGUUGGAGAAGUCCAGUCACCCUAGUUUUGUUACUUCAUUUGACAAUUUGGAUAUUCAGUUGCAAAGGAAAAAUAUGUCAAUGGAAUCACAAAACCGGAAUUACCACUGGGUAAAUCACCAGAUAAUUGAGAACCGUGUGUCUGGGGCUCAUCUCAAAUCGAAAGGACCACAGGCAAACCUCGAGGAAGUUUCAAACCUCAAAUUUCUUCCUAUUCUCGAUGACCAACAGCGACAACGGUCCAACUAUAUUAUGCUCACAUCACGGAUCCUGGUUAACUACUUUGAUGUUUUGGCGCCUCUGAAGGAUGCAUGCAUCCUUCAUAUCUCCCACAAAUAA
This is a messenger RNA of Porites evermanni, 1740 nucleotides long. NCBI's taxonomy places the organism in Eukaryota, Metazoa, Cnidaria, Anthozoa, Scleractinia, Poritidae. The record is from the annotation of a GenBank genome assembly.